CAAGCCGGCUCGUACGUGCACCUCCGCCGGCAGCUCCUGACUCAUCGGGGGCUCCGGGUCACAUGCUCCCGACAGCCCUGCAGGCGCCGCCCCCUGCCCGCCCGCGCCGGGAGCCGCAUCUGCCGCCACCGCCACUCGAGUCCUCCCUGCGCUGCCACAGCCAGCAGAGCCUGCAGCUCUGAACAAGACACCCCCAGCCAUCAUGUCCAUAGAGAAGAUCUGGGCUCGGGAGAUCCUAGACUCCCGUGGGAACCCCACGGUGGAGGUGGACCUCCACACUGCCAAAGGUCUUUUCCGAGCUGCAGUCCCCAGUGGAGCUUCCACUGGUAUCUAUGAAGCCCUGGAACUGAGAGAUGGCGACAAACAGCGUUACUUAGGCAAAGGUGUCCUGAAGGCAGUGGACCACAUCAAUAACACCAUCGCACCUGCCCUUCUGAGCUCAGGUCUGUCUGUGGUGGAGCAAGAGAAACUGGAUAAUCUCAUGCUGGAGUUGGAUGGGACUGAGAAUAAAUCCAAAUUUGGGGCUAAUGCCAUCCUGGGUGUGUCCUUGGCUGUGUGUAAGGCAGGGGCAGCUGAGCGGGAAUUACCUCUCUAUCGCCACAUUGCUCAGCUGGCUGGGAACUCAGACCUCAUCCUGCCUGUGCCGGCCUUCAAUGUGAUCAAUGGUGGCUCCCAUGCUGGAAACAAGCUGGCCAUGCAGGAGUUCAUGAUCCUUCCUGUGGGGGCUGAGAGCUUCCGGGAUGCCAUGCGGCUCGGUGCUGAGGUCUACCAUACCCUCAAGGGGGUCAUCAAGGACAAGUAUGGCAAGGAUGCCACCAACGUGGGGGAUGAAGGUGGCUUUGCUCCCAACAUCCUGGAGAACAGUGAGGCCUUGGAGUUGGUGAAGGAAGCCAUCGAUAAGGCUGGCUACACGGAGAAGAUUGUCAUUGGCAUGGAUGUUGCUGCCUCAGAGUUUUACCGUGAUGGGAAGUAUGACUUGGACUUCAAGUCCCCAGCAGAUCCUUCCCGAUACAUCACUGGGGACCAGCUGGGCGUGCUCUACCAGGACUUUGUCAGGGACUAUCCUGUGGUCUCCAUUGAGGACCCAUUUGACCAGGAUGACUGGGCAGCCUGGUCCAAGUUCACAGCCAAUGUAGGAAUCCAGAUCGUGGGUGAUGACCUGACAGUGACCAACCCAAAGCGUAUUGAGCGGGCAGUGGAGGAAAAGGCCUGUAACUGUCUGCUGCUCAAGGUCAACCAGAUUGGCUCAGUCACUGAAGCCAUCCAGGCGUGCAAGCUGGCACAGGAGAACGGCUGGGGGGUCAUGGUGAGUCACCGCUCAGGGGAGACCGAGGACACCUUCAUUGCCGACCUGGUGGUGGGGCUGUGCACUGGUCAGAUCAAGACUGGUGCCCCAUGCCGUUCUGAGCGUCUGGCUAAGUACAACCAGCUCAUGAGAAUUGAAGAAGAGCUGGGAGAUGAAGCACGCUUCGCUGGACAUAAUUUCCGCAACCCCAGUGUGCUGUGAACCCUCUACUUGCCUGGACACUUGGACCCUCUGUCCCAGCCUCUUGGAACCUCCUCCUCACUGUCCUGCGCUGUGGUAGUUCACCCCCAUCCCCAUCCUGAGCCCAGGGCACGGAGAACCCCUGACUAACCUGCUCUGGCUGCUUCUCCAUGAACCCAAGCCCUGCUUCUUUGCUCUCUGAGCCCUGUCCUCUGGGGUUCCAUUCCUUGCAUUUCCCCUUUCUAUUCUCUUCCCUCAAUGACUGGAACAAGGAUUUGUAAAAGGGUCCGUGGAAGGACAUCUUUCUGUGAUGGGAGCUUCUGGGCUGGCGUGUUGAGGUGUUGGGAGUGGGACCAUGUGUCACUGCCUCCCCUGUCCUGUGUGUCUUCCAUGUUGCGUGUGAGCCAUGAACUGUGUGGAGUGUGGUGGGUGUGUGGUCAUACAUAGCUAGGGCUUUAGUGCAUUUAUUUAUUUAUUUAUUUAUUUAUCUAGUUAUUUAUCUAGUUAUUUUUCAUUCAUCCUUUUAAUUACUCAUCUCCCUAUAACUAUAGGAACUGAAAGCCUGACUUGAGGGGACUGCCUUUAUAUGUCAUGUGGCUGUGAUCCCACAAUGAGCAGGGGCGGGAGGUUUUGCUGACCUGGGAAGGGUAAUCAAGAACAGCCUUAACAUCUGUUGUGUUGUGUUAACCGAAGCCUGGGCUGGUGCAGAGUGGGGUGUGUGCCUGGGGGCUCCUCCUCUAUUUUCUCUCCCCAGCCCUAGAUUCUCUGUUCCUCCUCCAGCUGCUCGCUCUCCUGUGCCGUGUUCCACAGUUGCCACCACCACUAUGGCGUUGAAAUGAGCACCACUAUUAAAGUCUGAGUCACAGUGCA
Molecule: messenger RNA, 2356 nt
Organism: Cavia porcellus (domestic guinea pig)
Lineage: Eukaryota; Metazoa; Chordata; Mammalia; Rodentia; Caviidae
Gene: Eno2
Product: enolase 2
Exons: 12
Coding region: 203-1507 (434 amino acids)
Biological process (GO): glycolytic process
Cellular component (GO): phosphopyruvate hydratase complex
Molecular function (GO): magnesium ion binding; phosphopyruvate hydratase activity
Source: RefSeq, a predicted model, not a curated record